Molecule: messenger RNA, 3114 nt
Organism: Rattus norvegicus (Norway rat)
Lineage: Eukaryota; Metazoa; Chordata; Mammalia; Rodentia; Muridae
Source: RefSeq, a predicted model, not a curated record
ACUCUCUUCUCUGCAUUGCAGGGAGAAUCGGGAAGAAAAUUCCAUAUAAUACCUAAGAAGAUCCAAAACAUUUUUAGAAAAUCUGGAGUUUAUGUGUGUUCUCGAGGAGAGCCAGUACCUGAUGUAUGGAAAGCAAAAAAAUCCAUAAUGGAUGAAAAAUAUAAAACAGAUAAUUUCUAUGCUGUGUCUUCUGAGCAUAGAAAUUCUAUUCCUAAGGCUACUGCUGAUCGUGAAGCUUCCACCUCUACUGCUGACAGCCUGGAUGCUGCCGAGCCUGACCCAACAAAUUCUACAAAUGCUACUGACUGUCUGGCUGCUCUUGAGCGUGAGCUGACUAAUUCCAACAACACUGCUGACUGUCUGGCUGACCUUGAGCCUGAUCCGACGAUUUCUACCAAUGCCGCUGACUUUCAGGCUGCUGUUGCACCAGAGCCAACUAUGUCCACCCACCCUGCUGACUGUCUGCCUGAUGUGGAACCAGAGCCAACUAUGUCCACCCACCCUGCUGACACUCUGGCUGCUCUUGAGCCUGAGCUGACUACUUUCAACAACACUGCUGACUGUCUGGCUGACCUUGAGCCUGAGCCAAACAUGUCCACCCACCCUGCUGACAGUCUGCCUGAUGUGGAACCAGAGCCAACUAUGUCCAAUCACCCUGCUGACACUCUGGCUGCUCUUGAGCCUGAGCUGACCAAUUUCAACAACACUGCUGACUGGCUGGCUUACCUUGAGCCUGAUCCGAGUAUUUCUACCAAUGCCGCUGACUUUCAGGCUGCUGUUGCACCAGAGCCAACUAUGUCCACCUACCCUGCUGACUGUCUGCCAGAUGUGGAACCAGAGCCAACUAUGUCCACCCACCCUGCUGACACUCUGGCUGCUCUUGAGCCUGAGCUGACUAAUUUCAACAACACUGCUGACUGUCUGGCUGACCUUGAGCCUGAUCCGACUAUUUCUACCAAUGCCGCUGACUGUCGGGCUGCUGUUGCACCAGAGCCCGCUAUGUCCACCAACCCUGCUGACAGUAUGGCAACUGUUGAGCCUGAGCCGACUAUGUCCACCCACCCUGCUGACAUUCUGACUGCUGACGAGCCUGCACAUAAUACUUCUACCAAAGCUGCUGACUGUCUGGCUGACCUUGAGCCUGAGCCAAACAUGUCCACCCACCCUGCUGACAGUCUGCAUGAUGUGGAACCAGAGCCAACUAUGUCCAAUCACCCUGCUGACACACUGGCUGCUCUUGAGCCUGAGUCCACUAAAUCCUCCAAUGCUGCUGACUGUCUGGCCUAUGUUGAGCCAGAGCCAGCUAUGUCCACCCACCAUGCCGACAGUCUGGCUGCUCUUGAGCAUGAGCUGUCUCAUGCCAACAAAGAUGCUGACUGUCUGGCUUCUCUCAAGGCUGAGCUGAUUAAUUCCACCAAUGCUACUGAUUGUCUGGCUUCUGUUGGGACUGAGACAACCAUGUCCACCCAGCCUACUGACAAUUUGGCAGCUGUUGAGCCUGAACAUAAUAAUUCCACCAAUACUGCUGACGGUAAGGACUCUGUUGAACAAGAGCCAGCUAAGCCCACCUACCGUGCCGACAGUCUGGCUGCUCUUGAGCAUGAGCUGACUAAUUCCAACAACACUGCUGACUGUCUGGCUUCUCAGAAGGCUGAGUCAAUUGAUUCUACCAAUGCUACUGAUUGUUUGGCUUCUGUUGGGACUGAGACAACUAUGUCCACCCACCCUGCUGACAAUAUGGCUACUGAUGAGCUUGAGCCUACACAUUCCACCAAUGCUGCUUACUUUCUGGCCGCUCUUGAGCCCCAGUCCACUAAUUCCUCCAAUGUUGCUGAUAUUCUGGCUUUUGUUGGGUCUGAGACAACCAUGUCUACCCACCUUGCUGAUAUUCCUAUUGCUCACGAGCCUGACUAUAAUGAUUCUACCAAUGCUGCUGACAGUCUGGACUCCGUUGAGCCAGAGCCAGGUAUGUCCACCCACCGUGCCGACAGUCUGGCUGCUCUUGAGCAUGAGCUGUCUCAUGCCAACAAAGCUGCUGACUGUCUGGCUUCUCUCAAGGCUGAGCCAACCAUGUCCACCCAGCCUGCUGACAGUUCGGCAGCUGUUGAGCCUGAGCCUACAAUUUCCAUCAGAGCUGCUGAUUGUCUGGCUAAUGUUCUGCCUGAGCUAACUAUGUCAACCCACCCUGCUGGCUGUCUGGACUCUGUUCAGCUUGAGUCAUCUAUGUCCACACACCCAGCUGAUAAUAUGGCUACUGAUGAGCUUGAGACUACAAAUUCGACGAACGCUGCUUACUGUCUGGCUGCUCUUGAGCCUGAGUCGACUAAAUCCUCCAAUGCUGCUGACUGUCUGGCCUAUGUUGAGCCAGAGCCAGGUAUGUCCACCCACCGUGCCGACAGUCUGGCUGCUCUUGAGCAUGAGCUGUCUCAUGCCAACAAAGCUGCUGACUGUCUGGCUUCUCUCAAGGCUGAGCCAACCAUGUCCACCCAGCCUGCUGACAGUUCGGCAGCUGUUGAGCCUGAGCCUACAAUUUCCAUCAGAGCUGCUGAUUGUCUGGCUAAUGUUCUGCCUGAGCUAACUAUGUCAACCCACCCUGCUGGCUGUCUGGACUCUGUUCAGCUUGAGUCAUCUAUGUCCACACACCCAGCUGAUAAUAUGGUUACUGAUGAGCUUGAGACUACAAAUUCGACCAACGCUGCUUACUGUCUGGCUGCUCUUGAGCCUGAGUCGACUAAAUCCUCCAAUGCUGCUGACUGUCUGGCCUAUGUUGAGCCAGAGCUAGGUAUGUCCACCCACCGUGCCGACAGUCUGGCUGCUCUUGAGCAUAAGCUGUCUCAUGCCAACAAAGAUGCUGACUGUCUGGCUUCUCUCAAGACUGAGCUGAUUAAUUCCACCAAUGCUACUGAUUGUCUGACUUCUGUUGGGACUGAGACAACCAUGUCCACCCAGCCUACUGACAAUUUGGCAGCUGUUGAGCCUGAACAAAAUUCCACCAAUACUGCUGACGGUAAGGACUCUGUUGAACAAGAGCCAGCUAAGCCCACUUACCGUGCCGACAGUCUGGCUGCUCUUGAGCAUGAGCUGACUAAUUCCAACAACACUGCUGACUGACUG